This is a messenger RNA of Schizophyllum commune H4-8, 384 nucleotides long. RefSeq lists its product as uncharacterized. Lineage: Eukaryota; Fungi; Basidiomycota; Agaricomycetes; Agaricales; Schizophyllaceae. The record is from RefSeq and is a predicted model, not a curated record. The coding region runs from base 1 to 384 and encodes 127 amino acids. The transcript has 2 exons.
AUGUGCAAGGCCCUGCGAUCUCGCAUUGCUUGCGCUGUCGGCGUGGCGGAGGAUCUCAACGACGCAUACAAGAACCUCGACGGCGUAAUCGGACGCGCCUCGUACCAGCACUCUAUCGAGGACAUCCGCCAGCAUGUUCUCGCCAUCUUUGGGCCCCUGAUCACGGUGGCACUGGACUUCUUGUCGCCAUUCAUAUCGCAAGACGCUCAGCCAGCGGAACUUCACUAUCCGCGGGAACACCUUCGCCAGAUCCUGAGGAUUAGGGCCAAUGGCAUCACGUACGACAGCGGCUUGACGCAGUUUGAAGCGCUGCUGAGCACGGAUAAUAAGUUGGCGGCUUCGCUUCUCAACCGCGACUUGCUUAUGGCGCUAGAGGUUAUCUGA